UAAUAAGAAAACUGUCGGCUGGACGCCAGACACUCAUCGUAAUUUACCUUUACAAGAAAAGGAUCAUCGGCCGGUCGCCAGGCACAGCGUAGUAGGACUGCAAAAGGAGGGCCCACUAGCUGGACGCUAA
Molecule: messenger RNA, 130 nt
Organism: Ambispora leptoticha
Lineage: Eukaryota; Fungi; Glomeromycota; Glomeromycetes; Archaeosporales; Ambisporaceae
Source: the annotation of a GenBank genome assembly